AUGCUGCCGAUCAUCGGUCCUCGACUCGCGGAGGCGAUGGAGGGGUUGAAUUCGCUCGUCAUUCCGGUCGCCUUGGCGUUCCUGGUCGUCAUCAUCGUGCAGUACUUGAGCUCCUCCCCCAAGAGGCAUCUCUAUGGAGUGCUUCUAGACGCGGGCACGCCCGGCCUCACCUACCGCCACGCGCACUUCCCCACGCUGCUCGAAAUCCCCUUUGACGGCGCCACCACCGUCGCCUCCCUCUUUGUCAUCGCCUCCCGCCGCCACCACCACCGCCCGCUCCUCGGCACGCGGAAAUUCCUCUCGCGAACAGUAAUCAACGAGGAGGGCAAGGAGAUUGAGAAGCUGGAAUUCGGGGAGUACGAGUGGGAGUCGUACUCUCGGGCGUUGGAUCGGGCGGAGGCGUUUGGCGGGGGGUUAAGGAAUGUGGGGCAUGGGCGCGGGGAGGCGGUGGCGAUAGUGGCGGAGACCAGGGCGGACUUUUAUCUUGCGCUGCAGGGGGCGUUUCAGCAGAGCCUGGUGGUGGUCACGGUGUAUGCGUCCCUGGGGCAAGAAGCUCUGGUGCACGCACUGAAUGAGACGGAGGUGACGACAGUGGUGUGCGACCACAAGCAGCUGGAGAAGCUGGAGGAGGCGUCCUCCAAGGGCGAGCUCAAGACAGUGCAGCGCGUCAUCAUGAUGCCCGAGCCUCGCCCCCUGUCCGAGGCCGGCCAGGGGCCCACCGAAGCAGAGGCUAAAGUGGCGACGGGUCAGCUGGCGCCAGGUGUCGCUCUGCUGGCGUUUGCUGACGUGGAGAAGAGCGGGGUUGAGUCGCCGGUAACGCCGGAGCUUCCCCAGCCGUCGGAUCUGGCAGUGAUCAUGUACACAUCGGGAUCAACUGGGCUGCCCAAGGGCGUCAUGCUAUCACACGGCAACCUGGUGGCAGUCUUUGCAGCCAUCAUGGCUCAAGUGCCCGAUGCCAAUUUCAACGAUGUGUACAUCGCCUACCUGCCCUUGUCACACGUGCUCGAGCUCGCAGCAGAGCUAGGGGCAGUAUCGGUUGGAGGAUCCAUAGGCUACGGGUCUCCUCUCACGCUCGUUGACAUGGCGCCCAAGGUCAAGCUCGGGACCAAGGGAGACGCACCUCAGCUGAGGCCGACGCUGAUGGUGGCGGUGCCGGCUAUUCUGGACCGCAUCAGGGAUGCUGUGAGACGCAAGAUAGCAGCAGCACCACGAGUCAGGCGCACGCUAUUCAACCUCGCGUACUCACGCCGCCUAGCGGCCAUCGAGGGCAGCUGGUUCGGCGCGUGGGGCGUGGAGCGGCUGUUCUGGGACCUGCUGGUGUUUAGAAAGGUGCGAGCAGCAGUGGGGGGGCAUCUGCGCUUCAUGCUGUCAGGAGGGGCGCCUCUCUCACCCGACUCGCAACGAUUCAUGAACAUUUGCUUCAACAUCCCAAUCAGCCAGGGCUAUGGGCUGACAGAGACAGCAGCGGGGGGGACUUUCUCAGAGUGGGACGACUCCUCUGUGGGCCGCGUGGGGCCGCCCAUCCCCUGCAACCUCAUUCGGCUGAUCGACUGGGAGGAAGGCGGUUACCGCACGACAGACCACCCGCACCCGCGAGGGGAGAUUCUGAUUGGCGGGCCGAACGUGAGCCUGGGGUACUGGAAGGACAAGGAGAAGACGGAGGAGGUGUUCUCGGAGGACGCGCAGGGAAUGAGGUGGUUUCGCACGGGGGACAUAGGGGCAGUGCACGCAGACGGGUGUAUCCAAAUCACGGACCGCAAGAAGGACAUUGUCAAGCUGCAGCACGGGGAGUAUGUCUCCCUCGGCAAGGUCGAGGCCGUGCUGCAAUCAGCCCCUCUCCUCCUCAAAUUCUCCCCCCCUUCCCUCCUUCCCUCCUUCCCUCCCUCCCUCCCUCCCUCCCUCCCUCCCUCCCUCCCUCCCUCCCUUCCUCCCCCCUCCCUCCCUCCCUCCCCCUCCCUCCCUCCCUCCCUCCCUCCCCUCUUCCCCACCCAACAACAGGAGGACGCACAGGGAAUGAGGUGGUUCCGCACGGGGGACAUAGGGGCAGUGCACGCAGACGGGUGUAUCCAAAUCACGGACCGCAAGAAGGACAUUGUCAAGCUGCAGCACGGGGAGUAUGUCUCCCUCGGCAAGGUCGAGGCCGUGCUGCAAGUCAGCCCCUUUGUGGACAAUCUGCUCGUCUUUGCCGACUCCACCAAGUCGUUUGCGGUCGCGCUGGUGGUGCCGGUGCCGGCUGCGGUGACGGAUUUUGCAAAGAGUCAAGGGAUUGAGGAGGAGGACUAUGCGAAGCUGUGUGCGAGAGAGGACGUGGUGGGGGAGGUGCUGAGAUGCCUGCAGAAGGUGCGUUUUUCUUAG
Messenger RNA from Closterium sp. Naga37s-1, 2355 nucleotides. NCBI's taxonomy places the organism in Eukaryota, Viridiplantae, Streptophyta, Zygnematophyceae, Desmidiales, Closteriaceae. The record is from the annotation of a GenBank genome assembly.